GAGGAUUCUCCGGAAGAUGAAGACUCCGAUGAAGUGGCUGUUGAGGAGAACCAGAAUGAGGCUCCCAAGAAGAGCAGAUGGGCGAAAAUGAAGGACUGGGGCAAGCAGAAAAGCAUGGACUUGAAAGGAUACCGAAGCAGUCAAGAGCAAGCUUCAGCAUCCAUGGAAGAAUCGACUCAAGACAAGGAAGAAACAGUGCAGAAUUUGUUGGGCAGCAAGGUUCCGGCAACAUACAUCGAGAUGUUUGAGUUCAAUGCCACGGUGAUGGGCUUUGGGAAGCACAGGUGGCUUCGGGAGGUGAACAGAUCAUUCAGUGACAUCGUGAAAAACGCCAACAACAACGCUCGUUUGCAGGAGGAAUGCGAGGUUCUGGCGCUCCGAAUCUGCAAAACAGUGGAUGGGGACGUGAAUCUGUCCAUGUACCGGUCAGCGAUGUUGGCUGCACUGAGAUCGAUGCUUCCCAAGACUUGGGAUCCCAACCACGAGACUGCCUGGAACUGGCUAUGGGAGAGCGUUGAGAAGAAUCUCCGCGAGAUCCUCUACAAACCGCGAUCGUGGGAGCCAGCUCUCCUGCGGCUCAUGUCUCUUUGGUCAGAGGAGGAGAAGGUCGCCUUGCGCAACGAGGUCUACGUUCGCUUCUUCCAGGUUGCACCGCAGGGACAGGAUUACUUCAAGCAAUCCGACACUCGGCUUCAUUUCAUCGCCACGCGGGCGAUGGACAUGACGUCAGAGUUGCUGGCUGACCCUUGGGAGAUGACCGAGCAAAUCUCUGCGCUGGGGCUGCGCCAUGUGGGUUAUGGAAUCCCCACACAUCUCAUUGACCCAUUUGCGAAUGCCUUUGUAGAGGUGUUGCACGAGGCCGCACCUGAAGAGGAGGAAGCAUUGGAAGCUUUCAGGUGGUCCGUGGUGCUUGUGGCCAAGAUUCUUGUUCGGGUCAUCGAAGAGGGUGCCACCAUUGUCAUGAAGGCCAUCAACGCCAACUCGGCAUUGCAGCUUCGGAAGGCUGUGGCGCUGGCUCCUCGUGGGGAGCGUGCUCAGUGGCUGCCGACACCUUACUCAGCGGAUCGACUGGAAGCUUCAACUUGCACUGUAUGUUUGUGA
Messenger RNA from Symbiodinium pilosum, 1101 nucleotides. The record is from the annotation of a GenBank genome assembly. Lineage: Eukaryota; Dinophyceae; Suessiales; Symbiodiniaceae.